Messenger RNA from Scomber japonicus (chub mackerel), 588 nucleotides. Its product is annotated as ras-related protein Rab-38-like. Bases 1 to 588 code for a protein of 195 amino acids. The record is from RefSeq and is a predicted model, not a curated record. Lineage: Eukaryota; Metazoa; Chordata; Actinopteri; Scombriformes; Scombridae. Gene Ontology annotation, molecular function: GTPase activity; GTP binding. The transcript is spliced from 3 exons. Gene Ontology annotation, cellular component: trans-Golgi network; Golgi apparatus; vesicle. Gene Ontology annotation, biological process: vesicle-mediated transport.
AUGCAGAACAACCACAAUAAGGAACAUCUCUAUAAAAUCCUUGUGAUAGGAGACCUCGGUGUCGGUAAGACCAGCAUCAUCAAGCGGUAUGUGCAUCACAACUUUAGCCCCAACUACAGAGCCACCAUCGGGGUCGACUUCGCCCUCAAAGUGCUCAACUGGGACCAGGAGACGGUGCGCCUUCAGCUGUGGGACAUUGCAGGUCAGGAGAGGUUUGGCAACAUGACCCGUGUGUACUACCGCGAGGCCAUGGGUGCCUUCAUUGUGUUCGAUGUCACAAGGCCCGCUUCGUUUGAGGCCAUCACCAAAUGGAAAGAGGACUUGGAUUCCAAACUGAGUCUUGCCAACGGGAAACAUGUAGCCACUGUGCUCUUGGCUAACAAAUGUGACCAGGGUCGGGACGUACUGACCAAUAACGGAAUAAAGAUGGAGCAGUUCUGCCAGGAGAACGGCUUCGUGGGAUGGUUCGAGACGUCUGCUAAGGUCAACAGCGCUGGUAUCAGGUGCUCUGCCAUGCGGAGAGGAUGUCCAGGAAUGUGGAUUUCAUUCCACACCGUCUUCUACUUACCGGUACUUGUCUCAAUGUAA